AUGAUGGUGCUGCGACACGUGUUGUGUUUUUUUGCUUUCCUGCUGAGUGUUGCCUCUCUCUGCACGUCCGCUAGCGGGGCUGCUGCAGCUGCUGAGGCUUCUCCUGAAUCUCGUUGCCCUUCGGGUUCUUCUGAAUCUGAUUGUCCUUCUUCUUCUGCACCUGGUGUUCAUACCCCUGGUGGUCUUGGUGUUAAUCCUUCUGCUGAUUCUACUACUUGCACUACUUCUUCUUGUGCUUCCACUGCUACAUCGUGUACUACUCAUCCAAAUAAUGCUGGGUCUCCUGAAUGUGUUAGUGGUGAUGUUCAUGGUGACACCCAGCGGUUAAAUCAAGGGGAAGAGCAAAGAAUUACUGGUCCUGGUAGUAAAGGUGAUACGGGUGGGAAAGGACCACGUGGGGAUCCGGAAAAGCUGUUGGAGGAGGAGAAGGAGGAAGAGAAAGAAAAGGCCAAUGAACGUCACGAUAGUGUUGCACAUGAGAUGGGUGAUGAAACUGGUAGACCUCAGGGCACUCUACAAACAGGAAAAUCUGAAAUUGCUACAAACUCUCCUUUACCUUCUUCUUCACCUCAUGUACCUUCUGCCCAACAUCCUGAACAACCGAGUGAUGGUGGUGUUGCUACGCAGGAUAGUAAUCCCUCACGAGAAGAUAUCACACAACCUGAAGGUCCACAGAAGAAUACAGAAGGAGAGAAGAAAGAAACUCAAAAUGAACCACAACCCAAUUCUUCCGAUGGAUCCAAUACAACUGGUGCUGACAGUCAAGAAAACAGUGCUGCGACGGUUCAGGAACAGAACACUGCUGAACAGGAAUCUCAACAACAAAACAACGAUACAACUGAGAACAAUAACUCAAACAGAACGAACUCUGACACUACCAAUACACCCAAUAAAGAGGAAUUAACCACCACCACUACAACAACAACACUUCCUCCUGAACUCACAAAUAACAAGAAGGGUGAUGCUGACAGCAGCAGCAGUAUCAGCAGUUCUGUGUGGGUGCGUGUGCCACUACUGAUUGUGGUUACACUGGCCUGUAUUCUUGUGUGCUGA
Trypanosoma theileri is the source of this 1053-nucleotide messenger RNA. RefSeq lists its product as uncharacterized. The record is from RefSeq and is a predicted model, not a curated record. Bases 1 to 1053 code for a protein of 350 amino acids. The transcript has a single exon. NCBI's taxonomy places the organism in Eukaryota, Euglenozoa, Kinetoplastea, Trypanosomatida, Trypanosomatidae.